Dendronephthya gigantea is the source of this 700-nucleotide messenger RNA. Its product is annotated as COMM domain-containing protein 9-like. The record is from RefSeq and is a predicted model, not a curated record. The transcript has 7 exons. The coding region runs from base 28 to 636 and encodes 202 amino acids. NCBI's taxonomy places the organism in Eukaryota, Metazoa, Cnidaria, Anthozoa, Malacalcyonacea, Nephtheidae.
CAAUCAUUGAGAAAGUCUUGGUAAGAGAUGGUGGUUCUGGGUCAGCUGAAUUUCCCUCCUUUAAAUGUUCUUUUAAAGGCUAAAUCCAAGGAUGUUGUUGGAAAGUUAAUCAAUGAUGCCUACAAAUAUAGGAAUGAAGAAGCUCCUGCAGUAGUCUAUGGUUCAAUCACUGAGAAUUUGGGUUGUGAAAAGACAGAGGCUGUACAACUAUUUUGCAGUUUACAGCAAUUGGUAAAACAUUGCUUGUACGAAGGCUUAAUUGACAGACCGUCUAUUACCACAUCAUUUCCAGGGGAUUUUCAUAAAAACUUGAAAGAUUUGCUUGCGAAGAUUAUUGCAGAAAACAUGCCAGAAUGGAGGUCACUAUCCAUGGCUAACCAAGUUUCUUUGCCAAAACUGGUGGAUUUUGACUGGAGAGUCGAUGUUAAGACAUCAUCUGACGCCAUUCAAAGGAUGUCCAUGCCAACAUGUCUAAUCCAACUUAAGAUCCAGGAGAAUCCUUGUGACGAGAACAGGUUACCCGAAUUGAAAAGUUUAAAUGUAGAACUAAGUAAAAAGACAUUAGAUACAAUGCUAGAUGGUUUGGGGAAGAUACGAGAUCAACUCUCGUCUGUUGCACAAAGUUCAUCAUCGUGAGAGCAGUAAACCGUUAUUUUAUAUUCAUAAACAAUUUACAUACCUCCGAGAGAGGAUCAGUCGA